AUGGCUUCGUCCUCUUCUGCCAGCGGGCGCUCACCGUCGUCCUCUCGCCAGCCACAGCUUCGCCUUCAGCCCACGCGCCUCGCCCUCGUCCAGCUAGGCCAGACCUCCCGCGACAAGGGCUUCAACAUCUCCCAUGCUCGCGAAGCCAUCAAAAGGGCAGCCACGCAGGACGGAGGCGCAGAUAUGGUCGUCCUGCCUGAAUGCUGGAAUUCACCUUACGGCGUGCACUUCUUCAAUGACUACGCAGAGGAUUUCGGUGGGCUUUGGGAGAGGAUCAAACGUUCCAUCGAUCGCAGAGGUUCGCGAUCCCGUGAUAGGGAUGAGGAGGGCGAUGGUCAGGCUGAGGAAGCUCUCCUUCAGCGUUGGGGCGUUGAUGGACUCGGCGGGGCGGCACUCGAGAUUGAUACCGAAGCGUGCAAGAGCGAGUCGAUCAAGUUCAUGAGUGGGAUUGCUAGGGAGCUGGGCAUCGUGCUUGUCGGUGGGUCCAUCCCUGAGAGGGUGGCCAAGGAUGGCAAGCUCUUCAAUACCGCCACCGUCUUUGAUCAGAAGGGACGCCUCAUCUCGAUUCACAGAAAGGUGCACCUCUUCGACAUCGACAUCCCAGGCAAGAUGACCUUCCAAGAGUCCGUCACACUCACAGGGGGUGACCGUGUUACCGUCUUUGAGUGCUCCCUCGGUCGAUUUGGUCUCGCAAUCUGCUACGACAUGCGCUUCCCCGAGCUCGCUUCCAUUGCUUCCCGCAUGGGAGCAGGCGUCAUGAUCUACCCAGGUGCAUUCAAUACCACCACUGGGCCACGCCACUGGGAGCUCCUGCAGCGAUGCAGGGCAAUGGACAAUCAAAUGUACGUCGCCGCUUGCUCGCCGGCGAGAGCGUCGCAGGAGGCUAUUGAGAAGGAGAAGGCGUACCCUGCGUGGGGCCACUCGACUGUCACUGAUCCCUGGGCGAAGGUGGUGGCUACGACUGAGGAGCAGGAGACGAUCGUUCGGUGGAAGCUCGACCCAAAGGAGGUCAUGGAAGUGCGCACAGGCAUUCCAAUUACUAGGCAGCGUAAGUAUCGCGGCUAUCCACCAGAAAUUAAAGGCUGCGCAAGCUAA
Jaminaea rosea is the source of this 1095-nucleotide messenger RNA. Its product is annotated as carbon-nitrogen hydrolase. The transcript is spliced from 2 exons. Bases 1 to 1095 code for a protein of 364 amino acids. Gene Ontology annotation, biological process: L-glutamine metabolic process; oxaloacetate metabolic process. NCBI's taxonomy places the organism in Eukaryota, Fungi, Basidiomycota, Exobasidiomycetes, Microstromatales. The record is from RefSeq and is a predicted model, not a curated record. Gene Ontology annotation, cellular component: mitochondrion. Gene Ontology annotation, molecular function: omega-amidase activity.